Molecule: messenger RNA, 9422 nt
Organism: Pan troglodytes (chimpanzee)
Lineage: Eukaryota; Metazoa; Chordata; Mammalia; Primates; Hominidae
Product: spermatogenesis-associated protein 31D1-like
Exons: 4
Coding region: 4760-9370 (1536 amino acids)
Source: RefSeq, a predicted model, not a curated record
GUCUGUGUAUCUCUCUGUUAACACUACAGAGUCUUGAUUCCUGUAGUUACAUAGCAAGUCUUAAAAUUAGAUAGACUGACUUUUUCUAAUUUAUUCUUCUUUUCCAAAAUUGAGCUGUUCCUGUUCCUUGCCCUUUCUAUAUAAUUUGUAGAAUAAUCUUGUGUAUAAAAAUAUGCUGAGAUUUUGAUAGCAACUGUAUUAAACAUUUGUAUAAUUAGGGGAGAACUGACAUCUUUAUAUAUUAAAUCUUCCAACCCAUGAACAUGCUAUACUAAAGCUUUCCAUUUAUUUAGGUCUUCUGCAUUUCAUUCAUUGGUACUGUGUAGUUUUUAGCAUACAAGUCUUGUACAUGUUUUAUUAGAUUUACACUUAAGUAUUUUUUUUAGUUAUUCCAUAUGAUACUGCACUUUUAAAUUUCUUGCCUAUGUACUGAUUGAUAAUAUAUAGAAACAAUAGGAUUUCGUCUUUAUUUUGUAUCCUUUGACUUUGCUGAACUAAUGUAUAACUUCUAGGAGUGUUUUUGCAGAUCCCUUGAUAUGUAAAAGGGAGGUGAUCCACCCACCCUGGCCUCCCAAAGUGCUGGGAUAAAACUACUGUUUUAAAAUACAAUUAUAAAGGAUUUUGCCUCAGAACCUGUUCUGCUUCAGGCUUUUGGGGAUCCUGAAAACAGCUGCCUCCAAGUGGCUUAUCCCAAGGACAGUGGUCACGAUAUGAGGGCGAGAGCAUUGAGGAGCCUUCCUAGGCAAUUGGGAAGAUACGAAAGUCCUAAACUAGUAGUUUAUCUAUACUGAGCAUCCUCAAGUGGUAGCAUAUUACUCUAAGAGCUUUUGGAAAAGACUUCUCCUUGGAGAUAAUAAAACCAAGUGCAAUGUGAAAUCUAAGACCAGACUUCUGGGUGACGGUGUAGGUAAAUUGGGAAGAUGUCAUGGGUCCAGGGGUGAGACAGUCUUAUCCUACCAGAAGCCACCUCUGCCACCUCCCACAGGCUGCUUAAAAUGCUUUGGUAAGAGCUUAUUACAAGGCUUGGUGGUAGAAUGUGUGAAAUGUUUUCCUGGGAGGGAUGACAUUUUAAACUUUUAUUUUAUACGUUACUGGUAGUCAUAAGUAAUAUAGUUCUUAAAAGCAGAUUUUAAGAGGGGGAUAGGGAAAAAAAAACCUAUGAAGACGCUGAUGCUACGAGUGGAAAGUAAAAGUUAUCUAAGAGGUGAUAGAGUACCAAAAAUAGCUUUUCGUUACUUCCCAAAUUUGCCAGCUUUUAAUGGACAAAGUGAAUAUUCUUAAAUGUAUGACUACUUUAAUUUGAAUAUUACAGCAUACUUUUUACUUUAAGAAAUUACAUAUUGCCGGGCAUGGAGGCUCACGCCUGUAAUCCCAGGACUUUGGAAGGCCAAGGCGGGCGGAUCACGAGGUCAGGAGAUUGAGACCAUCCUGGCUAACACGGUGAAACCCCAUCUGUACUAAAAAUACAAAAAAUUAGCCGGGCGUGGUGGCGGGCGCCUGUAGCCCCAGUGACUCAGGAAGCUGAGGCAGGAGAAUGGUGUGAACUCGGGAGGCGGAGCUUGCAGUAAGCCGAGAUCGUGCCACUGCACUCCAGCCUGGGCGACAGAACGAGACUCUGUCUCAAAAAAAAAAAAAAAGAUAAAAAGAAAAUAAAUUACAUAUUAAUAUUGUGUAAAGUAGAAGCAUUAUGAAUGUAGAGAAUUUAUUCAUUAGGGCUCUAAUAUUUACUACUGUCUGAUCUAGAGAAGUCACUUACCCUCUCUGGGCUUCGGUUUCAUUCAUUGAUAAAAUAGGCACAAUAUUCAGAGUAAGAUCAAAGUGCCUGUUACAAUAAAAACAAAUAUUAACAAUAAAAAAAUAGGUAUAAUACCUGACCUGCUGACCUCGUAAGUUGUGAAAAUGCACUGAGAUGGCUGGAAGUAGAAUUCUUCAUAAAGUAGACAAAUUUAUUAUUUAUAGUUGGUGCUAGUGCAGAAAGGAUAAGUGGUGUGAAGCACUGUCACUCAAUGUCAAUGGAAUUUACUGUUGGUGGUACAGAAAAAGAAAAUAAAUAUAUCUCUAGUCUCUUGUUCCUUUACAUUUUGAAGGCGCUUCUACCAGGUUCAGAAAAGGAAUCUUAUUAGCAUUUGGGGAAAAGCCUUUUUACUGAAACUUCUGGUAGGUUUCAACUGUAGGCAUACAUAUGUUUGUAAAGAUAUCUAGCCAAUGAAUGACAGUUUAAAAGAGAGAAGCUGUUCUUUGACCAUCUCCUCAAAGAAUCAUUAAUCCAUAUUAGAAAAUUGGAGAGAGUGCACAUGCAGGGAUUUUUUGCUAAAGAGCAUGAUGUGUCUGAGGAGUUAUGACUCACAGUAUCUCUGUUCCAGAGAUCACUUGGCGAUUGUAAAUGCUGGAGGCGGGGGAACCUCUCCUCUGCAUUUGUAUACCUCUUGAGCUGUGUAGAAUUAAUCGCUCCAACUGCACCAGGAGGUAAAUGGCAGAGCCCGUGGCUUACAGAUGCUUGUGUCUCCUAGUUUCCAGCAGUAAGUAUUUAUUAGAUGAAAACUUGGCUGAGACUGCAUAUUAAAGAGAAGAGGAAGGGGCAUCUCUUGGCAGAUUUUAUCCUCAAGGCAGGUUACCUGCUCCUGCAUAAUUGAAAAGAGACCUGGCCUGGCUUGGAGGCUGUCUUAGCCCUUCAAAAGAGAUCAACAAACAGUGGUGGCCAAUGGGUGUCAAAUAAAGAGCUUUAUAGUGUUAAAAGAAACUUCAGACAAAUUAAAUUUAAAGGAGUUUGAGCAAUGAAUGAUUUGUGAAUUGGGCAUCCCCCAGAAUCAGAGCAGAUUCACAGAGACUCCACGGGUGCCUCGUGGUUAGAACAAAUUUAUAGACAAAAAAGGUAAAGUGAUGUAUAGGAAUUGGAAGUGAGGUACAGAAAGAGUGAGAUUGGUUACAGCUUGGCGUUUGCCUUAUUUGAACACAGUUUGAACAUUCAGCAGUCUGUGAGUGGUUGAAUUAUGGCCGCUGGGAUUGGCCAACACUCAGCUGUUGUUACAGGUGCAUACUAUUGAGUUAGGUUUUCAAUUUGUCUGACUAUUAAGCUAGGUUACAGUUCAUCCCCAAGGACUCAAAUAUAGAAGUAUGGAGUCCUUCUCAAGCCAUACUUACUUUGCUUUAACAAUAGUUUAAGAAAGACAUAAGAAAUUAAAAGACAGUUUAGAGGACAGCUGUCAUGAUAAAGAGUUUAGAAAAGAAUGUGUAGGAAGAUGCGUUAGGGGUGGGGGAUAUUGGAAUUAUUUAAACUGACAAGAGUCACCCGAAUAAAGUAUGACAGGCAGUUGGUAUUUGGACAUUUGCAGAAGUGAUUAUAUAGAAUAUAGAGCAGAUGUUCUCAAGUUUUUUUGGAUGCCAAGGCACUCGGGAAAAGAUCACAUGUACAUGACCCACAGUGUAGUCAGGUGAGGUUGCUUAAGACUACAUUCUGCUCUAAGGCUUUGACACACCUAAGUCUCACUCUGCUACCAAACACUGAUGGGAUCAGUAGUAUCAUCCAAAAUACCAGCAGGAUGACUUAAUAGUAGAAAGGAGAGCCUCAUUGCUCUUAUCAGUUUGCAAGCCAGGAGGGUGCUCUCUGUUGGAAUAGGGGAAGGACAGGUUGUGUUUUACAUUCAUAUUCAUACACACUCAACAAGUUUUGGGGGAGAAGCUAUACAUACUUCUGUGGGAGCUGAGCACACCACAAUGAGUAAAUAUAUGUAUCAUACAUCCCAUGUUCACUUUGGAAUGGGGUUUUAGCACUAAAAUGAGGUAGAAUUUGGUCCUUUACAUCAUAAGGUAAACUAUGGGACACAAAGGUGGUUUGUAUGCAGCCUCUAUAAGCUGGCAGAUACUGGCAAUCUGUAAUAUUAGUAGCUUAUCAGAAAAGAAUGUUUGUAAGGCCGGUCCUCUGUCCGAUCAGAGCUGAUAGCUCGUUUGGUUAGAGGCAGUCUAUUUAUAGAAAGUUAGAAAUUUGCCAUGCCAUCCAGGCCCUGAACCCUUGACCCAUAGGUAACUUGGUUUCCUUACCCUUAGGGCCUGUCUUAGUUGAUAAAGGGGCAUCUAUUUUGGUCUUUUAGGUCAUAAUAGCUUAGCGCACUGUAACGUAUCCCUGCUUUAAGGGAGUUGCAUACUUGUUACCAAAUUGAUGUGGGGGGCUGGGACUGUCUGUAUUUGAGGGAGAGUUAGAAAUGUGGGGUCAAAAUGACAAAUAAGAUUGAAAUAAAAGGAGGAACUAAUGGAUUCUGGAUUUGAAAAUACUGAUUGAUUUGUCACAGGAUGGGUGUGUGGGUGUGUUUGUAAAGAAAAGAACUUUUAUCUGAGGCAUGUGAGUCCUCUUAAGUUAUCAGGCCUAGAGAGACGUUAAAAUGAGACAGAAAUCACAGCCCUAUUUCCUCCUUGAGCUAUGUAUUCAUCUCUUGAAACUGCUUGCUAUUGCCACAUGGAGCUAUAUAGUAACCCAAUGAUGCCACACCUGACAGUAUAACCCACCCCAUACAGCUUAACAAUGUAUAGCCAAUCACUAAUCAAUGUCGCUUCUGUAAACCAAUGAGAAUUCCUGAUUACAACUUUGUAUCAGCCCACUCCUUGACCUCUUUUUUUGACUUUGAAAACCCACUCAUAACUGCUGCUAAUUGGAGUGUAUAUUCAGGGGGACUUGCAUCUGUGUUCCCAGGUCGCAAUCCUCAAGCUUGACCCAAAUGAACUCUGUGUUUAUAAUAAUUUGCCUCAACUUCUUCCUUUUAGGUCGAUGUGUAUGUGUGUUUGUGUAGAGAGUAUGUUCCAAAAGUGCUUGAACAGUUUAAACCUCACUAACUUCAGAAAACAUCAGGGCAGAGCCAGGAGGAGAAGGAAAGUUGGGACAUUCAAAGACUGGAAAAGUUUCCAGAGAGAAGAGGAAGAGGAAAGGAAGCUGCUUUCUCUUCUGAAAAGCUUUGGACCUCCUGUUUCCUGCAGUCCUCUGGGCCAGCAUCAUGAUACCAACCACUUUCGUCGACUGUUAUGCCCAGACCCCGUCUGUCGGGUGUGUAACAGAGCAACUGCUGAUAUCCAGCAACUGCUGUCUUGGGAGUCCCUGAAAGAUGCUGCUCCCUCUGUGUCUCCUUUGGCUUCUUCAGCUUCUGCGACUGAGUCAUCAUUCGCUCUGGCUUCCACCCCCUCAGCAGCCCCUCCAGAAGACCUAAUACUGUCCCCUCGGCCUAAGCCCUCUCCACCGCCCCCCUUAAUUCUCUCACCUGACCUGAUCACCACCGUAGCUGACUUAUUUUCACCCUCACCACUGAGGGACCCUCUGCCACCACAGCCUGUUUCUCCCUUGGAUUCCAAGUUUGCCAUAGACCAUUCCCCACCCCAACAGCUUCCCUUUCCCCUUCUCCCACCACAUCACAUUGAGAGAGUGGAGCCCAGCCUCCAGCCUGAGGCCAGUUUGUCUCUGAACACCAUCUUUUCAUUUGGCUCCACCCUAUGCCAAGAUAUUUCGCGGGCCAUGAAUCCCAUUGGUUCUUGUGCUCGUCAUCACGGACCACCAAUCCCAUCUGCUUUACCACUGGAAGAUUGCACUGUGACUCAGUCUAAAUCAAGUCUCACCAUCUUGAAGACUUUUCCGGAAAUGUUAUCUCUAGGUGGCUCUGGUGGGUCAUCCACCUCUGCCCCAACAAUCAAAGGCAUUGACCAUUCACACCCUGCAUCUUCAGAAUUCUCCUGGUGGCAGCCUCAUGCCAAGGACUCUUUUUCCUCCAAUUUUGUGCCAUCUGAUUUCAUGGAGGAGCUUCUUACCCUUCAUUCUUCUGAGGCCUUUUUAGGGGGGCACUCUGUGGCCAACCUCAUAGAGCCUGUUAACAUCUCAUUUCUCAGCCAUGACAUUCUGGCACUCCUGGAGAGACAAGUCAAAAGAAGGGGUGAUUUCCUGAUGUGGAAAGAAAAUGGAAAGAAAGCAGGAUCAUUCCCAAAACAACUUAGGCCAAACUACCAACUAAAUUCCUCACGGAAUAUGUUAACCUCAAUUGCUGUUAAGCAUGACUUGGCAGAAUCCUUUCCUUUUUGGGCCAGUAAAGGCAAACUAGAAUGGCAGCACAUCCAUCAGCAGCCUCCAUACUCUAAGUGCUUUGAAGACCAUUUAGAGCAAAAAUAUGUCCAGCUCUUCUGGGGUCUCCCAUCUUUGCACAGCGAGUCUCUGCAUCCUACUGUUCUUGUCCAACGUGGCCAUUCCUCCAUGUUUGUAUUCUUCAAUGGCAUUACAAAUACAUCUAUAUCCCGUGAAUCCCCAGUGCUUCCCCCUCCCCAACCUCUGUCCUUGCCUAGUACCCAACCACUACCCUUGCCUCAAACCCUGCCCCGAGGUCAGUCCCCACAUCUCACUCAGGUGAAGUCCCAGGCUCAACAUCAAUCCCCAUUCCCAGCCCGACUACCUAGUCCUCUAUUCCUGAUUAGGAUCUGUGGAGUGUGUUUUCAUAGACCCCAGAACGAGGCACGGUCUCUUUUGCCAUCUGAAAUUAACCAUCUGGAGUGGAAUGUGUUGCAGAAAGUGCAGGAAAGUGUGUGGGGUUUACCCUCUGUGGUUCAAAAAUCCCAGGAAGACUUUUGUCCUCCAGCUCCCAAUCCUGAAUUGGUCAGAAAGUCCUUCAAGGUCCAUGUUCCGAUCUCCAUCAUUCCUGGAGAUUUUCCACUCAGCUCUGAGGUAAGGAAGAAACUAGAGCAACACAUUCGAAAGAGGCUCAUCCAGUGCAGAUGGGGCCUGCUCCGCAGAAUCCAUGAGUCUCUGUCACUGCUACGUCCUCAGAACAAAAUUUCAGAGCUAUCUGUGUCAGAGAGCAUUCAUGGACCGUUAAAUAUCUCUUUGGUUGAGGGUCAGAGGUGCAAUGUUCUAAAGAAGUCCGCAUCAAGCUUCCCUAGAAGCUUCCACGAGAGGAGCUCAAAUAUGCUUUCCAUGGAGAAUGUGGGGAAUUAUCAGGGAUACAGCCAGGAGACUGCCCCAAAAGAUCACCUGUUGCAUGAUCCGGAGACAUCUUCAGACAAGGAUCUGAGGUCUAACUCUGAGAGAGACCUAGAAACUCAUAUGAUGCAUCUGUCAGGGAAUGACUCAGGGGUGAGACUAGGUCAGAAACAACUUGAAAAUGCCCUGACAGUACAUUUGAGCAAGAAAUUUGAGGAAAUCAAUGAGGGUCGAAUGCCUGGGACUGUGCAUAGUUCAUGGCACUCAGUCAAGCAGACAAUGUCUCUUCCUGAGAAAUCCCAAAGCCAAAUUAAACAUCGAAAUCUGGUAACAUUGGUGAGUGAGGACCACUGCGUUGAUACUUCCCAGGAGAUUUCCUUCCUUAGUUCCAAGAAACAAAAGAUGUUGGAAGCCCAUAUUAAAACUUUCCGUAUGAGGAUGCUGUGGGGCCUUCCCCUCAAGGUCCUUGAAUCCAUAGAAAUCUUCAAAUCGAAAGCGGACCUUUCCACUUCCUUUUCCCAUUUCGACCUUCCCUCCUCAGCCACCUUCAUCUCUCGGGGAGAUUCCAAAGAUGGGGUCUCUAAGUCCCGUAGACGAAGCACUUUUCAAGGAGAAAAGUUGGGAACAACAAGCUCAGUCCCCAUCCUUGAUCGUCCUCACCCUGUCUCCUCACCUGUCGGCCAAGAAGGGCAGGGGACCCUGAGAAGACAAUUUUCUGAUACGGACCAUGACCUUAUAGAGACAGAUUCCAAAGAUGGGGCCUCCACAUCCCUUAGAAGAGGUACUACAGAUUUUCAAAGCGAAAAAUUAGAAUCAACAAGCUCAUUCCCCAUCCUCGGUCAUUCUUACCUUGUCACUUCACCUGUCAACCAAGAAAAGCAGGGGACCCUGAGAAGAGAAUUCUCUGAUACUGACAAUGAUCUUACAGAAAGUGUCCGGACAACGGAGGAUGGCAGACAGACUUUUCUGCCCCCGCCACACAGCAUCGUAGACGAAGUCAGUCAGAAACAGACUGUACUGGCCAGUAGAUGCAGUGCAGAGCUGCCCAUAAUGCAAGCUGGAGCUGGCUGUGAGUCAUGGGAUAAGAGAAAGAGUUCCUUUCAUAAUGUAGACAGGCUUCAGGGCAGUAGAAAGACCUUUCCUGUCACCAAUGCUCUUCAAUCACAAACUAGGAACAACUUGACAACCAGCAAGUCGGGAAGCUGCUCACUGACAAAUGUGAAAGCAAGCACUUCCAAUGAAACUGAAAUUUUCCCACCAAGAAUAUCAGUUCCUCAAGAUCCUAAAUCAUCAUACCUUAAAAAUCAGAUGUUGAGCCAGUUAAAGUUGGUCCAGAGGAAGCAUAGCCAACCUCAGAGCCAUUUCACUGACAUGUCUUUUGCCUUAGAUAACUUGAGUUCCAAGGACUUACUGACUAAUUCCCAGGGCAUCUCGAGUGGGGACAUGGGAACUUCCCAGGUGGUGCAUGUCCACUUGGAGGACAGAGGAAUCCGUGUGGCACAGAAGCAGGAGCCCAGGGUCCCUACCUGUGUCUUACAGAAGUGUCAAGUUAAGAAUUUCCCACCAGCUGUAAACAGAGUGAGUCCUGUGAGACCCAAAGGAGGAGAGCUUGAUGGAGGGGAUGCAGGGCUGGGGACAUCCCAACGCAGGAGAAAGAGCCUCCCUGUUCAUAACAAGACAUCAGGGGAGGUGCUUGGGAGCAAAUCUUCCCCAACCUUGAAAACACAGCCUCCUCCUGAAAACCUUUCCAGAAAAUGGAUGAAGACCUUUUUGCAGUGGUUUAAUAAACCCAGCAUAUCAUAUGAAGAACAAGAAAGUUCCUGGGAAAAGGGUAGCUCCCUGUUAUCAUGUGUGCAGAAUAUUGGUCGAGUUACAAGAGCUGCCUUUACUGGGACUACUGAAGCUCAGAAAAUUAGGAAAGACACUAGGGAGUUCCUAGAAGAGAAGCUGGGGCAUAGGCAUGGGAUAGAUAUCACCUGUCCCCGAGAGCCCCUUUCCUUCCCAGUGGGGCUUGGGAAAGCUCAGCACAACCCAGAAGUGCAUGUCAGAGCAGAGUCUGUCCAGGGCUAUGCCUGCAACUACAGGGCUCCCUCCUGCAAAGUGACACGUACCAAAUCUUGCAGCCAACAAGCUAUCUUUGUUGGCCAGAAUUAUCCUACAAGGAUUAGACAGAUCAUAGACAAGGACAGACAGCCCCAGAAAGUUGAGGCAUUUAAGGGGAAGAUAUUGUGUCAAAGCCAUCCCCAAUCCAUGCCCCACAGGAAGCCCGUGCCACAUCCAAACCCCACUUGCCGGCGUCAGGUCAGCCUGGUGUGUCCAGCCGUCCCAACCAGUGCUAAAAGCCCUGUGUUUAGUGAUGUGCCUUUCCUAACUGGGCAGAAAAUGCUUCCAAAGCAUUUCCAGGGAGGAAAAUUUCCCCCCACAAAAUAAUUCAAUCCUUGUUGAGAAUCUUGAUUCUCCCCAAUAAAUGUUCUAAUAAGAA